Molecule: messenger RNA, 2852 nt
Organism: Aedes albopictus (Asian tiger mosquito)
Lineage: Eukaryota; Metazoa; Arthropoda; Insecta; Diptera; Culicidae
Product: prolyl endopeptidase
Exons: 8
Coding region: 259-2601 (780 amino acids)
Biological process (GO): proteolysis
Cellular component (GO): cytosol
Molecular function (GO): oligopeptidase activity; serine-type endopeptidase activity
Source: RefSeq, a predicted model, not a curated record
UUUUCCGCGAAAGCAUCUCGUCUUGUCGUCGCGUCCGUCAGUUUUCCUUCGCUCGCGGUUCGGUUCGGAUUCGGAAGCAAACAUCACCACGUAGAAGUAUUUAUUAUUUGUCUGGCGGCGUCUCUUAUCACAGUCAGAGAAAAUUGAAAGUCAUUUUCACCGCGAUAAAAAAGCCGUACCUCUAAAUCUAGUCAAACAGAAUUUUACAAUUUGGUGCUACGGGGAAAGAAAGUACAGUAGAGUGCGAAAUUGCCGCGUAUGAUUGGUUUGUUGCGUCGCCGCCGCCAUCAGCUGCCUUCGUCCUACUCUGGGAUCCUUCGUAUUGUUCUCCAGCAGCGGGACUCUUCCCUCCUUCCGUCGGAGCAGCAACACCAUCAUCAACAGCCAAGGCAUCGACUGCUGAGAACGUUUGCGGCGGCGCCCUAUCCCACAGGUAAAUUCAGUCGAAUAGCGAUGCCGGAGGCGGCGCAGGAAUGUGUAGCCAGUUUCCGAUACCCGGAGGCCCGUCGGGACGAUUCCAUUGAGGAGGAGUUCCAUGGCGUAAAAAUCCCAGAUCCCUACCGAUGGCUGGAGGAUCCGGACGCGGAGGAAACGCAAGCCUACGUCGAGAAGCAGAACGAAAUUUCCAAGCCGUUUCUGGACAGCUGCAAGGAGUGGAAGGUGCUGAACGAAAAGCUAACCAAGCGCUGGAACUUCCCGAAGUAUUCGUGCCCGUUCAAGCAUGGCAGCCGGUACUUUUUCUUCAUGAACACCGGGCUGCAAAACCAGGAUGUCUUGUACGUGCAAAAUUCCCUGGAAGAUGAACCGAAGGUUUUCCUGGAUCCCAAUGCGCUGUCAAAGGAUGGAACCAUUGCGCUGGUGGGAUCCCGUUUCUCCGACGAUGGAAGCUUGUUUGCGUACGGACUGAGCCAAAGCGGGUCCGAUUGGACCAAGCUGAAGGUGAGGAACGUGAGCACCGGAGAGGACUUCCCGGAGACGCUGGAACACACCAAGUUUGUGACGGCAUCCUGGACCAAGGAUAACAAGGGAUUCUUCUACGCACGCUAUCCGGUGGUGGAUGGCAAGGCUGAUGGGUCGGAAACGGCUGCGAAUGAGAACCAAAAGCUGUACUUUCAUCGUGUUGGGGAUUCGCAGGAUAAGGACGUGCUGAUCGCGGAGUUUCCGGAGGAGCCGUCGUGGAGGCUGAUGCCAGAGGUAUCCGAUUGUGGAAAAUAUCUGAUGCUGUUUAUCAUGAAAGGAUGCAAGGAUAUGUUGCUGUAUUUCAGCAAGCUGGAGUCAUCAGACAACAUCACAGGAAAGAUGGACUUUGUGAAGGUUGUCACCGAGUUCGAUAGUGAUUACGAUUACAUUACCAACGAGGGAAGCCUGUUCUCGUUCCGUACUAACAAAACCGCACCGAACUACCGGGUUGUGAACAUUGACUUUGACAGCCCGGCGAUGGACAACUGGAAAACCCUGAUCGAGGAACAUCCGAAGAACGUUUUGGAUUGGUCCACUUGCGUCAACAAGGACCGCGUUGUGCUCGGGUACAUUGACGACGUGAAAUCGGUGCUACAGGUGCAUAGCCUACACGAUGGCAGCUUUGUGUCCAAAUUCCCGCUGGAAAUCGGAACCGUCGUCGGGUUCAGCGGAAAGAAGAAGUAUUCGGAAAUCUUCUACCACUUUGUGUCGUUCCUGACGCCGGGCAUUAUCUAUCACUACGAUUUCGCCAAGGAAGGAUCCGAGCCGAAGAUCUUCCGUCAGGUCAAGAUCGAAGAUUUCGACAACAGCUUGUACAAGGUCGACCAGGUAUUCUACAAGAGCAAAGACGGCGAACGGAUUCCGAUGUUUGUGGUGCAGAGAAAAUCCAAUAAGCAAGAGAAGAAACCGUGCCUUCUGUAUGGUUAUGGUGGAUUCAAUAUCUGCAUUCAGCCAUCCUUCAGUAUUACCGGACUGGUGUUCAUCGACUCGUUUGAUGGUAUUUUAGCGUACCCGAACAUUCGGGGUGGCGGUGAAUACGGCGAACGGUGGCACAAUGCCGGCCGGCUGCUGAAGAAGCAGAACGUCUUUGACGAUUUCCAGUAUGCGGCGCAGUUUUUGGUGCAGAACGGUUAUACCGAUCACGACCAGAUAGUAAUACAGGGUGGCUCCAACGGGGGCCUGCUAGUUGGGGCCUGUAUCAAUCAACGGCCGGAUCUGUUCGGUGCAGCGAUAGCUCAAGUAGGGGUGAUGGACAUGCUGCGUUUCCAUAAGUUCACCAUCGGGCGAGCCUGGGUGUCCGACUACGGUGACAUCGAAGAGAAGGAACACUUUGAGAACCUGUUCAAGUAUUCGCCGCUUCACAAUGUCCACACGCCAAAGUCCGAGAAGGAACAGUACCCGGCCACGCUGGUCCUGACGGCCGACCAUGACGAUCGGGUCAGCCCUCUGCACUCGCUCAAGUUUGUGGCCGCCCUGCAUCACGCCAUCAAGGACUCCGAAUACCAAAAGAACCCGCUGCUGCUGCGUGUGUACAGUAAAGCCGGUCACGGAAUGGGCAAACCAACGGCCAAGAAGAUUGAAGAAGCCACGGACAUCCUGACGUUUAUGUACAAGACGCUGAAGUUGAAAUUGCAUGUCUAGGGAUCGAUCGGUACUGGACCGACUAAAUAAUUCUGAUUAUGAUUGUUAGCUUUUGUAUGGCCAUCUUCUUUUUUGUUUUCACUUUUUUGUAUACCUAGUAGGUUAGUACAUGGUUUGUAUUCUUGUUCUGUUGACUUAGUCAUGGAAAAUUUAGGAUAGAAUGGAUGAAAAAAUGAAGGCAUUCAGGUAAUUUGUAGCUUUUAUAUUGCAUGAAAAUUAUUUGAAUAAAUAUUACUUGAAUGAUGCUUGAA